Auanema sp. JU1783 is the source of this 2280-nucleotide messenger RNA. The record is from the annotation of a GenBank genome assembly. NCBI's taxonomy places the organism in Eukaryota, Metazoa, Nematoda, Chromadorea, Rhabditida, Rhabditidae.
AUGGACCUACCGUUGCGGCUGCCAGAGCGGUAUCAUCGUCUAUCUAUUAAUCAUUUUGUUAUUCUUAUGAUAAUUGUUGUUGCCAUACAGGGUACAUAUCUUGGCUAUGUUGUAGGAAUAUUAACGACAUUAGAACGACGAUUCGGAAUUUCAUCCGAAAAAUCCGGAUUACUGCUUUCACUAUAUGAUAUAGGACACACAGUUGCCAUACUCAUGAUUGGUUAUUUUGGUUCCAAAAGCCAUCUACCUCGACUUACAGGAAUUGGAGUAAUAAUGAGUGCGGUUGCCAUGUUCAUCCUGGCUCUACCUGUUGCCUUAUAUGGAACAGUCAAUCAUGAAACUGAGAUUUUCUUAAAACAUAAGGAAAUCUAUGAACGAGACUUUCGAUGUGAUUCCGAUCGUGAGUUACUCACUCAAGGAGAGGAUUGUAAACUAGAUGAGAAAGAGAAUAAUAUAGCUUACGCGUUGUUAGUCUUCGGUCAGAUCUUAGCUGGAGUGUUUGCUGCUCCAUUUAACACAUUAGCUUAUGUAUAUAUAGAUACCAAUGUUCAGGAUCGUCGAAGAUCUCCUCUUCUAUUAGGUUUACUCACGAGUAUGUAUGCUUUCGGUCCUGCACUGGGGUUUGCGUUAUCAGCAGGACUCACACGUGUUUACAUAACUUUAGGGGCAGCACCGCCACACGUUCAAAUAUCUGAUGAACAAUGGGUUGGUGCUUGGUGGCUAGGAUUCGUCAUUUGUGGUAUUCUAUACUUGUUAUGUGCCACACCAUUCUUCUUCUUCCCACGCUCAUACAAACCAAAUGGCCAUGAGAUGGUACCAUUACGAUCAUCUAUCAGUCCAACGUUAAGCCAAGACUCUUCACGACAUUUAAGUAAAUGGGAAAAAGCUAAGAUAGCCAUUCAAGAGUUCCCUUACAUAGUAUGGGAUUUGAUGCAAAACCCAGUAUACAUAACGAUGGUAAUCGCUUGGAUGUUCGGAAGUUACCUUAUCGGCGGCUAUCAAACAUAUCUUCCCAAGUAUAUAGAGACUCAGUUUGGACGUAGUGCAAGCAUAGCCGAUUUCUAUGCAGGUUUCAUUUCGAUCGGAGCUGUCGCAUCAUCUACUGCUCUCGGAGGAUAUUUAUUAACAAAAUACGAUGUAGCCCCACGAAAAGCAAUUUUAUAUUUAUUCGGAGCAUGGAUUAUUAUCAUGAUAACGUAUCUUCUCGGCAUGUCUGUAGGAUGCCAGCAAACAAGUAUAGCAGGUCUCGAUUACGAUGCAUCAAUGAAGAAAUGGUCAUUCUUCGAUGAUCAUGAAGAUCUGCAAAUUUUUUCAUCUGACUGCCAGUGUCAGGCUGUUUUUCAGUUUGAUGGUGUGCAUUUUGAUGGCAGAAAUUUCUUCUCACCAUGCCAUGCAGGAUGUCUCGACUACGAUCCAUACCGAGAUGAGUGGUCUAACUGUGCAUCAGCCAUGGGCGGCAUGGUUACAAAGGGUCUGGUUCACAAUGAAUGCAAUCAAAUAUACAUAUAUCUCAUUGUGAUAUUCAUUGGCCUUUUCUUGGGAAACUUAUUUUUCAUGGUAACCAUGAUGAUUGUUUUGAGAUCCGUUUAUGACGAUCAGAAAGUUAUGGCGCUUUCACUUGCUUCGUGUGCCACCAAUCUUCUUGGUUUUAUCCCAGCUCCCAUCAUAUUUGGAUGGAUAAUAGACUCAGCCUGUGUGAUGUGGCAUAGCCGAUGUCCAAAUGAUCGCGGAAAUUGCGUUAUAUACGACAACGAUCGUCUACGAGUUGAUUUUCAUUUGGGAAAUGCAGUUCUUCAGUUUCUGGCUGUUGUAUUCGUGGGCAUAUGUUAUUUUGUUUCUACUCGGGUCAAACUACCGGAAGAGGAAGCUUAUGAAGAAGAAAUGGAAUUGAGAGAACAUCAAGGCUUCAACAUGAACCAAAUUCCAAGAAAUCAACAACCUCCCAUUUCAUAUCCGUUAGAGGAGCACCUGAAGCUAAGCGAAGAAGCCAGCCGUAGUUCAUUCACUCCCAAGCCUAAUCAUCAUUAUGAGAAUACCAGAGGAUCUAUUACCUCGACACCAACUUCGAGAAAUCCUAAAGAGGCUCACCCAUAUGAAAACACGAAAGACUACAAAUCUGGUCCCGUGUCUAUUUUGAAGAAGCCGAAAGAAAAUAAACCCUAUGAGAAUAUAAGUAUGGACUCAUCUGUUCCUUGCACUUCCAGCACGCCAUCAGAAGAGUCCUCACAAGCAAAACACUCAUACGUGAACUCAAAUGAAAAGAGGGAGACGGAUCUCUAA